Malurus melanocephalus (red-backed fairy wren) is the source of this 2682-nucleotide messenger RNA. It is a transcript of the gene MTIF2, whose product is annotated as mitochondrial translational initiation factor 2. Gene Ontology annotation, molecular function: GTPase activity; GTP binding; translation initiation factor activity. Gene Ontology annotation, biological process: translational initiation. The record is from RefSeq and is a predicted model, not a curated record. Bases 200 to 2377 code for a protein of 725 amino acids. NCBI's taxonomy places the organism in Eukaryota, Metazoa, Chordata, Aves, Passeriformes, Maluridae. The transcript is spliced from 14 exons.
UCGCGGCGCGUGCGCAGAGAGCGGCGCGCCCGGCGUGAGGCACGGAGGGGACGGGGCGCCUUUUCCCUUCCCUCCUUCCUUCCCUCUUUUCCUCCUUCAUUCCCUCCGUCGUUCCUUGGGCUGCCAGGGCCGGGAACCGGGAGCUCGGAGAAGGGCGCUGCCCCCGCGSGGAGGGCGGGCUGCAGCUGACAGUGAGGAAAUGAACCGAGGGCUGCUGCUGAGRUUUGAAAAUCUGGUGCAGCUCCGUGGUGCCUGCCGGCAGCUGCGUGCCCUGUCCUCCAGGAAGGUUUGUGGAGCACMAUGGAAGCCUGUGCAGUCAUCUCCACAUCCCGUGGGGUCCCUCCUGCAUCCGCAGCUCUGGCCAAAAGAGAGAUUAAUCAGUGCUGCCUUAUCACAGUGCAGAUAUCUAGCCACAAAAGAGGAGACAAAAAAGAAGAAAAAGAAGAUUGCACUGACAAGAGGUGAAGUGGAGAUAAAGCAGAUGAUGACUGUGGAGGAGCUGGCACAAGCUAUGGGCAAAGACAUAGAUCAUAUUUAUGAAGCGCUGCUGUACACAGACAUUAACCUUGAUUCAGUAGAACCAGACUCUGUCUUACAGGAAGACCACAUUAAGAUGAUUGUUCAAAAAUCAGGAAUGAAGUAUAAAUCAGCAAAACUGAARGAGGAAAAGGAAAGAAAAAACACAGAUGCAGUGAAAAGGCCUCCUGCAGACCCAGCAGAUCUGACCCCACGGCCGCCAGUUGUCACCAUCCUGGGACAUGUUGACCAUGGGAAAACAACCUUACUGGACAGCCUGAGGAAAACCCAGGUGGCGUCCAUGGAAGCAGGAGGCAUCACACAGCACAUYGGUGCUUUUCUUGUGCACAUGCCUUCUGGGGAAAAGAUAACCUUCCUUGACACUCCUGGCCACGCAGCCUUUUCAGCCAUGCGGGCAAGAGGCACCAACGUCACCGACAUUGUCAUUCUGGUGGUGGCAGCAGAGGAUGGAGUCAUGCAGCAAACUAUAGAGUCCAUCGAGCACGCCAAAAAUGCAGGAGUUCCUCUUGUCCUCGCCAUUAAUAAAUGUGACAAACCUGAAGCUGAUCCUGAAAGAGUAAAGAAAGAAUUGCUGGCUUAUGAUGUGGUCUGUGAAGAGUUUGGAGGUGAUGUUCAAGCUGUAAAUAUUUCUGCACUCAAGGGGGAAAACCUGAUGGUUUUGGCAGAAGCCACUGUUGCUCUGGCAGAGAUGUUGGAACUGAAGGCAGAUGCCACGGGGCUGGUGGAGGGGACUGUCAUUGAGUCUCGGAAAGACAAAGGGAAAGGUCCACUCACCACAGCCAUCAUCCAGAGAGGAACUCUGAGGAAAGGCUGUGUUCUGGUUGCAGGGAAGACCUGGGCAAAAGUGCGUUUCCUGUUUGAUGAGAAUGGCAAAGCUAUGGAUGCAGCUUCACCAGGUAUCCCCGUGGAAAUCAUGGGCUGGAAGGAAGCCCCUUCAGCAGGAGAUGAAAUUCUUGAAGUAGAAUCUGAGCAAAGGGCACAGGAAGUUGUGGCUUGGAGAACCUAUGUUGAACAACAGGAGAAGCUGAAAAAGGAUAUAGAAGUUAUUGAAGCAAAGCAAAAGGAGCACAGGUUGGAAUAUAAGAAGAAGCAGGAGAAGCUGGCCCACCUGACCUGGAGACAGAGGAAGGCAGUGCUCUACAAGGCCAAUAAGCAUCUGGCGUUUUCAAGGCCUAAAGAGAGGACAGAGAUGGAUGAAAAUACACUGUCAUUAAUAGUUAAAGGUGAUGUGGAYGGAUCUCUUGAAGCUAUUCUGAACAUUCUGGACAGCUACGAUUGUGAGGAUGAAUGUAAACUGGAUAUUGUCUACUUUGGAUUGGGAGACAUCAGUGAAAAUGAUAUCAGUCUAGCUGAAGCAUUUAAUGGUGUUAUAUUUGGAUUCAGUGUGAAAGCCAAUGAAAGUAUUAAAAAGCUGGCUGAUAAAAAGGGAAUAAAAAUUAARCUUCACAACAUCAUCUACAAACUUGUAGAUGACUUGAAGGAUGAGCUGAAUUGCAGGCUACCCUCAACUGUGGUGGAUACUACAAUAGGGGAAGCUUCUGUUCUAGACACAUUCUCUGUCACAGUAGGAAAAAACAAAAUUCCAGUGGCMGGAUGCAGAGUGCACAAGGGGCUGCUGGACAGAAAAAUGAAGUUUAAGCUAAUCCGUAACAGGGAUGUGAUUUGGAAAGGAUGUUUAUCAUCACUGAAGCACCAUAAAGAUGAUGUCCAGGUAAUAAAAACAGGAAUGGAUUGCGGAUUGAGUUUGGACAAAAAUCUAGAAUUCAAUAUUGGAGAUGAAAUUAUCUGUUAUGAAGAAAAAGAAGUUCAACAGACAACUUCCUGGGACCCAGGAUUUUAAAGACAUUUUAACACAUGAACACUAAAGGAUAUAUAUUAUAUUGCUGGCUGGCAUUGAACUCUUARUAUUAAAUCAACUUUCAGAGAUGCACAGGAGCUGUUCUUUGUAUGAAAGCAUUUCUGAUAUAUUUUAUAUCCAAGAUGUUCUGCUCUUCUAUCAUGUUAAGCAACCAGCUGCCCUCACUGAAAAAUGGGAUAAACCACCAGAGUAACUACAUGCCCAGACUUCAAGUGUAUAAAACUAUCCUGCGUGUAUAAAACCACCAUUGAUGACAAUCUCCUGGAUCUAAAAUAGCUGAGCCAUCC